AUGUCCUCGGAUUCUCUACCGACCACUUAUAAUGGAACACCGCGCAUAGCAGUAAUUGGCGGGACAGGCCUCGAAUCUCUGCCUGACUUUCAUCCUGUGGCAGCACUCAACAUCGAUACACCUUGGGGCAAGCCUUCCAGUCCAAUCACUAUUUCAGAGCAUCCUUCACCUACAACUGGCAAGCCAAUUCCAAUCGCUUUCCUCGCUCGUCAUGGCGUACAUCACCAAUUCACACCCCAUGAAGUUCCUGCUAGAGCCAAUAUUGCCGCAUUACGAAAGAUUGGUGUUCGUGCCAUUAUCGCCUUCAGUGCCGCUGGUAGCUUGCAGGAAGAGGUUAAGCCUAGAGAUUUUGUGGUGCCUGAUCAGGUGAUUGAUCGAACCAAAGGCAUCCGGCCAUUCACGUUCUUUGAAGGAGGCUUUGUGUGUCAUGUCCCGUUCGCUGACCCAUUUGACGGACAAGUGGGCAAAGUCGUGAGAAAAUGUGGCCACAGCCUUGAGGGCGAUGGUGUUAGACUACACGACAAAGGCACUGUCAUCUGCAUGGAAGGACCACAAUUCAGCACUCGAGCAGAAUCGAACAUGUACCGAAGCUUUGGAGGUACAGUAAUCAACAUGUCUGUCCUGCCUGAAGCCAAACUUGCUGCUGAGGCCGAAAUUGCAUAUCAAAUGGUAGUGAUGAGCACAGAUUAUGAUUGCUGGCACGACAGUGGUGAUGUGACAGUAGAGAUGGUCAUGGGUCACAUGAGAGCCAACGCAGUAAAUGCACGAAGGUUCAUAGGCGCUGUGUUAGACGAGCUCAGCAAGGAGGAGUAUGCUGAUCUGGUGGCGGCUAAGCAUUUGGAAGGGGGUCGCAAGUUUGGUGUCAGCACUCACCAAGGUGGAAAGAGUAAGGAGGCAUUGGAGAAGAUGGAGUGGCUCUUUCCUGGUUAUUUCUCCUGA
Lithohypha guttulata is the source of this 939-nucleotide messenger RNA. RefSeq names its product S-methyl-5-thioadenosine phosphorylase (gene MEU1). Gene Ontology annotation, biological process: nucleoside metabolic process. The transcript has 3 exons. The record is from RefSeq and is a predicted model, not a curated record. NCBI's taxonomy places the organism in Eukaryota, Fungi, Ascomycota, Eurotiomycetes, Chaetothyriales, Trichomeriaceae. Gene Ontology annotation, cellular component: cytosol. The coding region runs from base 1 to 939 and encodes 312 amino acids. Gene Ontology annotation, molecular function: S-methyl-5-thioadenosine phosphorylase activity.